This is a messenger RNA of Styela clava, 1719 nucleotides long. Its product is annotated as cytochrome P450 4V2-like. Gene Ontology annotation, molecular function: iron ion binding; heme binding; oxidoreductase activity, acting on paired donors, with incorporation or reduction of molecular oxygen. NCBI's taxonomy places the organism in Eukaryota, Metazoa, Chordata, Ascidiacea, Stolidobranchia, Styelidae. The record is from RefSeq and is a predicted model, not a curated record.
AUUCCUAAAAGCCACCGAUAGUAUGUAAGAUGGGGGUGGCAGUAUACGCUGUAUAUCUACUUGUAGCAUACAUUUCAUUCCAAAUAUUUCUUGUUUUAAAAACGUUUGCAAAGAAUUGGAUCACUUUCAAAGAUGUGCCCGGCCCCCCGCAUCGACCAUUACCUCUCGUAGGACACUUACUCAGAGAACGCGUAGGAGUAGAGGAAUUUUACACACGUAUCACUACCGGCUUGAAUGAAAUGGCGAUUUCAAGUGAGCGUGAAGUGGCGUGCGUCUUUCUAGGCCCGAUACCGGUUUUGUUCAUUUGCGGUCCAAAUGCAGCAGAAGUAAUUCUCCGGAGCUCCAAACACAACGAAAAAGGCUUCAUGUAUCAUUUUUUAACUGAAUGGCUAGGAACGGGUUUGUUGACAUCAAAAGGUGACAAAUGGAAGGAAAGGAGGAGAUUACUCACGCCGACAUUCCAUUUCAGCAUACUCCAAGAUUUUCUUGAGGUCAUGAACGAACAAUCAAGCGUUUUUACAAGAAAUUUGGAAAAAUUUGCUGAAACUGGAGAACGUUUGGAUAUUUUUAAUCCAGUUACGUUGUGCGCACUUGAUAUCAUAUGCGAAACAGCAAUGGGAAAGAAGAUUAAUGCCCAGGAUAAUUCAGAGUCGGACUAUGUCACUGCUUUGUACACGAUAUCAGAGAUGUUAUUCAAUCGAAUACGGUCUCCAUGGUUAUGGCCGGAUUUUACGUUCUCUCUCACAAGUAGUGGUAAACGGUAUUACAAAUGCUUGAAUACUUUACAUGGCUUCACAAAAUCUGUCAUAAAAGAUCGAAUGCAAAAUUUUAAUCUUGAUGAAGAUGCAACCUCUGAUGUUAAAAAACGACCAGCGUUUCUCGACCUUCUGCUUAGAGUUUCGGACAACGGAAAAGUACUUUCAUUUGAAGAUAUUCAAGAAGAAGUGGAUACAUUUAUGUUUGAAGGCCACGACACAACUGCUGCAGCAAUGUCAUGGGCAAUCUUUUUAAUUGGAUCUCACCCGGAAGUUCAAGUAAGAAUUCAGGAAGAAUUGGAUGAAGUAUUAGGACAAGAUAUGAACAGAAAUAUAACCAUGGAUGAUCUUCGAAAGUUGGAUUAUCUGGAACUUGUUGUGAAGGAAUGUUUGAGGGUUAUACCAUCUGUUCCACUCAUCGGAAGAGUUACAAGCUGUGAAUGCGAAAUCGAUGGACACAAAAUACCCGAAGGCUCGGAAUGCUUGCUAUUUCCUCAACUUGUGAACAACUUUCCAAAAUUUUGGCCGGAUGCUGAAAGUUUUAACCCGGAAAGAUUCACUGUUGAAAAUAGUGUUGGAAGACAUCCAUACGCAUAUCUUCCAUUUUCUGCUGGUCCUCGAAAUUGCAUUGGUCAGAGAUUUGCAAUGAUGGAGGAGAAAGUUAUGUUGGCACAUUUGUUCAGAAAAUUUUCUGUCGAAGCGUGCGAUAAACGUGAAGAUAUAAAACUACUUGGAGAUCUUAUUCUACGACCUGGAGACGGUAUCAACGUAAAACUGAAGAAAAGAUUUGAAUAAUUUGACAAUUUUUGUUUUCUAAUGUGCAAUUUAUAAUCGAUAUCCAGAUUCAAUUUUGAAUUUGAAGUAAUACACUGUAAUUUGUAUUUUCUUACAAUUAACAAAAUUUGCAAAGAUUAUUUAUUGAUUAUUGUUCAAAUGAAAUAAAGUUAAACACGCUUUUACAGUA